Messenger RNA from Tachysurus fulvidraco (yellow catfish), 2555 nucleotides. RefSeq names its product zinc finger protein 326 (gene znf326). Lineage: Eukaryota; Metazoa; Chordata; Actinopteri; Siluriformes; Bagridae. The record is from RefSeq and is a predicted model, not a curated record. The transcript is spliced from 14 exons. Gene Ontology annotation, molecular function: DNA binding. Gene Ontology annotation, cellular component: nucleus; DBIRD complex. The coding region runs from base 486 to 1832 and encodes 448 amino acids. Gene Ontology annotation, biological process: regulation of DNA-templated transcription elongation.
GUGAAGUCUGAAAAUACAUAUACUGUGUUCUAGAUCCUUUCUUCAAAUGUUGCAGUAAACACUACAUUGCCUUUAAAGGCAGUAAGGAGUGGUGUUUAUACUGGUGCUAAUUUCUUAAAUAAAUUACACGCUGGUUCAUAUACCUGCUUUCUGAGCUCUUUGAAUUUUAAAAGGUUAAGACAAAGGUUAAGAUUUACUUCUUUAAAUUCUUGCUGAAAGGUAAAUCCAGGUGUUGGGUUCUAUAUACUGUAGAACCUUUAAUGAUUUCCUCAGGAGAACCCACUAAAGAAAACUUUAAUGUGCUGGAUGCUGGUGGAUUGAAUGAAGUAAAGCUUCUCUAUUCAUUUGCUGGUAAGGAGAGUAGACCAGCACACUGUGCCUCUUGCUAUCUGCUCUGAUUGGAGCCAUCAGUUGAAGAUUGAAGUCAGCUGUGUUGGUUUGGGGAGAACCAGCAGUGAAUUAUACUUGAUGCAAGGUUAAGGAUAAUGUCUGGUGAUUCAAGAGGAAAGAUCUCUGAAAUUGCUCCAAGAUCAUUUGAAAAUUCCUAUGGUCUUUUUCAAAAAUAUGCAGAUGGAGCAUCAUCAAUAUUGUCAACACCUUGCAAGGAUGCAGAGGAGUGUGACAGUUGGCAACAGUUCAGAUUGUUCCCAUCCAGCUCUUCUGAGAUAAGCUAUGGUUCCUAUGAAUUCUUUGGUCUUGGAGCCCCAAAUGCUGGACAUGAUGUAAGUUCCUGUGAUGGCACACAGACUGCUGCUCUGAUGGAUGAUAUGCUGUUAGACUGCCAUUUGCCUUAUCGAGGUUCCUCUAGGAGGUCCAGGUCACCAUUUUCAGACAGUGAUAGCAGUCAGCACACCUCCUUCAGCGAUAUGUCAGGAUCGUCCACUUUAUUUGACACACCAUGCACAAAGCCUAGACCCAUCGGCUCGCGUGGGAGAGGAGGGGAUACUGCUGCAAUGUGUAGAGCGAAAAGCAGAGGGAUCUUCAGGUCGACAGGUGCUAAUAACAUCCAGAGCUUUUAUUCAAACAUGACCACAUCAGCAUCUCGUGGCACAAAACGGAUGCUGAUGGCUCCAGUUCCUCCGGGCAAGUUUGCCAAGAAGCAGAGGGUUGAAAUGAGCAUCAGAGCAGGACUGAAUUUUGCAAAGGACAGUCAUAUUUCCUCUGAUGGAAAGGAUGUGAAAGAAAAAGAAGCUGUGGAGGAGAAGCGUGUUCGAGUCAGAGAGAAGAGAAGACGUAGACGAGAGAAGAACUGCGAGAAAUAUGGAGACAAGCACAGACUAGCUUUCACAUGUGCCUUUUGUAAAUUUCGCACGUUUGAAGACAAAGACAUUGAGAAGCAUUUUGGAAGCACAUAUCACCAGGAAACACUGGACUACAUUCGGCGGCAGGCCAAGUUUGAUGACCGGGUCAUUAGCUUUCUCCAUGACUGUAUGGUACACAAGUUUCGUAAGACAGUGUCCGCUCUGUGCAAGCUGCGCAGCCUUUCAGAACAGAAAGCAAACCAGAAAGUGAUGGAAGGGGUGACUGAGGAUGACUACAUGAGGAAGGUGGAAGUGGUGCACUGUAUGGCCUGCAACAUUUACAUUCCUGCUGUCUUUACUUCUGUCCAGCAACAUCGCCGUUCCCCUCUACACCUAAAAACCAAAGUGGUCUACAAAGAGCAGCUGAAACGGGAGAGUGUAUUGACGGCUAAAGCCAUAAUAAACAAUGACACUGUUAAAAGCCGCUAUGAGAAAUACAUCAAGGGAGAAGAUCCUUUUGUAGUGGAUGCCAAAGACACAAGCUCAGAUUUGUCUGAACCUGAGGAUGAUAAGAUGGAAAACGAGGACUAACGAACAUUCUCUGAUGCUUGAUAUACAUGUUUGCUUAAUCCAUGUGAUUUCAUUUAACAUUAGGAUCUGUAAAGGUCUCAUGUUGUGUUGCUCCUUUAUAAGUAGCAAAAAUAGUUCAGGUGGAGUUGGUACCUCUCAAUGUAAGUGUUAAUCACUCAGUUAAACAUUAAUGGCAGAGUUUCAGGUGAUAUACUGUAAUAUUGAAAUAGAGGUGGUUACUGUUAAGUAUUGCAUUUUGUACUGUCGUAUGUUUACUGUUGUACUGAAAUGACACAUCACCCACGUCCCCAUCUCAUCGUCCUAAAUCAUCCAUUCACUCGUUAUGUAUCUUUGCAACAUAGGUAAACAGUAUGAAACUGCACAAGCCAGAUCUGUUCAUUUGUGUGUAUAUAAGUUAUGGAUAAAAUAGAUAUGAAUAUAAUAAACAAAAAGAAUUGAUACCUAACCUAAAUGGUGAAUGAUCGUUUUUAAACACGAUGAGCAUUUUGGUUAUUAAAGUGACUUAAUGAUUUUUAGACUGAUGAAUCAAACAGCUGGCCAGGACAUACAGAUCUGUCAGUCAUCUAUAAACAAACAGGUUCCUUCUUAUUGUUUUAUGUUUCUUACAACAAUCUGAUAACCUUAUAUUGAACAAAAAUAUUUUUCUAGAAAGAUUUGUCAGUCCCACACAUGUACAUUGACUUCUUUAUGGAGAUAAGCACAAUAAAGUGCUCUUCUGAUUCA